This is a messenger RNA of Dufourea novaeangliae, 12420 nucleotides long. Its product is annotated as dynein heavy chain 1, axonemal-like. Gene Ontology annotation, biological process: microtubule-based movement. The transcript is spliced from 61 exons. The record is from RefSeq and is a predicted model, not a curated record. NCBI's taxonomy places the organism in Eukaryota, Metazoa, Arthropoda, Insecta, Hymenoptera, Halictidae. Bases 1 to 12420 code for a protein of 4139 amino acids. Gene Ontology annotation, cellular component: dynein complex. Gene Ontology annotation, molecular function: dynein intermediate chain binding; dynein light intermediate chain binding; minus-end-directed microtubule motor activity.
AUGGAGAAUAAAACCAAGCUCAAGAAACGAGGUUAUUAUUCUGAAAUCAUUACAGGCACAAAGGAAGAUCCUGUCAGGCCUGAAGUUGUUCUACGGGCCAUUGCACCAAGAAGGGCAAAACUUGCGUGGCAAGUUCUCACCGAACACCACAGUGCUUCCGUGCAAGAAUUAAAAGGCCAGGAAACUUAUAACUUUCUCGGUGAAGCACAAAGAUGGAUGAGCUUCAACGCGGAUCGAACAAUUACGUUCCCCGCGGAAACGUUCACUCCGAAAGUGCAAAUGGAACUGAAGGUGGAGCCGAAACGAUUACCGCGAAACGUGGCGAUGGAGAGACAACGGAAGCUAUUUCGAAGCAUACACACUGAAGAUGCUUUGGACGCCGUCGGGAUCACACCGAGGGAUAUCUUACCACCGUCCGCCAUUUUACCCUUACUGCCUCGCGAGGAGAUCUACGGUCUGUUCGGUACCGCGCACUUGUUUCCGAUAGAGAUUUUUGACGACGAGGAAUACGAGCGUAGAACAAUCGAAGACAGGCUGAAUCUCGGUGUCAUUAACGGGGUACAGUCCCCGUUACCAUCCAACGUGUUCAUUCCGCGGCUUCAAGAGGAGGAACAAAAAUUCGACAAGGUCGAUGAUAUGCUGGACAAUCUGUUCUGUUGGUGUGACUCAGCUGUGACCGAUUACGAUUACGACAAGAGACUGUGGUCGGUGAUCACUUCGGACGGAAGCAAACGAUCGUACUCGGUACCCAGACUCUACGUACGAUUUUACUCCGAACACCCGAAUUUGUUCGCCAAGAGGGUGGCCGCGGCCGUCGAAAGCAGGAGAAUCGCCGAAGCUUCCAUAAAAUACAAUUUUUAUCUGGACUGCAUGCAACUGGACGGUAUGGACACUUUGAGCGAGACGCAGAAGGACGCCAUUGUUCGGCUGACCGUGAGACGACACUUGAGGAUCAAACGGGAGUUCAUAUCGACGCUGAUCGAAGAGAUCUCCUUGGACUAUCAACGGACAAUGUGCGAUCUGAUGUGGAGGCGAAUGAUAGAGCGGAAUCCGGGAAUGUUUAAAUUCAUCACGUGGAUGCCGAGCAUGGACGAGGACAGCGUGCCGAAAACAGGAAAGAUCGAUACGGGGAUGGGAAAUUUCACGGGAACGAAAAAAUUCACUCACUGGAUCACGUUGUACGUGCUGAGGGAGGUGUACGACGCGAUGGCCUGCAUCGUGGCGGAAUGCAUCCACGUGUCCUCGAUGAAUCUGUUCGCCUCUACCCAGGGAAGGAUCAUGAAGCUAUGGGAAUUCGAGGACAUGAAUUCAUUGGCGACCAGCACGGUGAUAAAGUACCUGAAGGAGCCGUGGCUCGAGAAGAUCGCGCAAUCAGUCCGAAUGUGCCUGCGCGACGUCGGGAAGGGGUGGUUCAAUCUCGAGCAAAAAAUCCACGGUGUGUACGACGUGAUGAAACUGAAGCGUUUCAUGGACCUGACCACGUUGCGCAUGCAGCACGCACUACGAAUUAUGGUGGAGAACUCGAUCGUGUCUUACGGCGAGAGCUUGGAGAACCCUGCGCUCUGCGUUUUAGGGGUCGACGAGUCUUUCACCUGGGGAAGCAACUUCGUCAAGAGUCAGUUCACGUCCACCUAUCCACCACUCUUCAACAUAGAGAUUCAAAUGAACAACGAGGUGGCAUAUUAUUCCACGGAUCCCGAUCAAUUCGGGAUAACAAUCGUCUCCUUGUACGACACCGCCCUCGGCGCCUGCCAUCAAAUUCGACAAGUCCAUCCGUUUCUGCUCCCGGCGUUGAAGUUCCCGGCGGAUGUUUUCCUGAGUUCAGUCGGAUUGCUGGAGGACCAGGUGUGCGACAUCCGGAACCGUUUAACGCUGGCUUACCAAAAGUCCACGGUGCCACUUAAAGCGUACGCUCGUGAAUUCCACAGAUUCCUGGAGCUUUUCAAUCUAAACAUCGCUAACUACAUCGACGAACUGAAGCAAGAUGAGGAUCUCACCACGUUGGACAUAAAGGAUGCGAUAUCGCAUCAGAUCGGGAUGAAGUUGAGCCUCGAGGCGAAAUUGCCGAACGUCAUACCGAUCGGCCCGUUCAACGUGAACGUGCUGCCGUUGAAAGAAUUCCUGAUGCAGAAAAGGCACGAUUGUUCCACGGGGUUGCUCGAGAUGCUCACCGAGAGGUUACGCAACCGGGUCGACGAGAUCCUGGACGAAUACAGGGAGAUACGUAUCAAGCUGAAGGAACAGCCGCAGAGCAUCGAGCAUAUAUUCGAGAUUCGCGACUGGAUGGAGACCAUACCGCUUCGGGUGCAGAAUCUGGAGGAGAGGAUGGAUAAAUUGAAACUAGACUUCGACGUACUGGACAAUUUCUGGUGGAACCUGUCCGACCAGGACUUCGAGGCGAAGUGGGAGGCGAUUGGGUCUCCUCUUCAGAUUCAGUUGCAGAUUAGUAAUGCCUUGCAAGAUUUGAAUACUUACUUGGAGCAAGAGAAGUUCUACAGAAUUCAGGUGCAGGACGAGGUCUUUCUGCUCGAGAAAAUCGACACGCUGGUGGGCAACGUUCAGAACAUAAGCCUCCAGUCAGACAUGAAUCGAAUACACGAGACCGCGCUCGACGUGAAACGCGUUUGGAAAACGAUGACCGAAUGUCGGGAGACAGGGCUGCUACUGAACGAACGACAGAAGCUGUUCGGAAUGAAAGUGGUGCCGUUCGAGCAUUUGCAGAAGCUUAUAAGGGAUUUCGAGCCGUACAGAAGUUUAUGGGUUACCGCCUCAGAUUGGUUGAAAUGGUACGACAUAUGGAUGGACAAUCCUCUGGUCAAUAUAGACGGCAGCCAAGUGGACAGCCUGGUAAUGGACAUGUAUCGAAUAAUGACCCGGGCUGCCAGAACGUUCCAGGAACAUCCGAAGGUGCAAGCGAUAGCCACAUCGAUAAGGGAUCAGAUAGACGAAUUCAAGCCGUACAUCGGUCUGAUACAAGCUCUACGUAAUCCGGGGAUGAAAGAUCGACACUUCGAGCUAUUGAGCGCGCAAACGGGUAUACAGAUGGUGCUCACGCCGUCGAUCACGUUCAAAACCCUAUUGGUGCUCGGUAUCGAGCAGUUCGAGGAACUGGUGAAAACCGUCGCCGAUACGGCUGCCAAAGAGUACGCUACUGAACGAACGUUGAAUAAAAUGAUGGAAGAGUGGGAAUCGAUUGUCAUGGAAAUACUCCCGUACAAGAACACUGGUACAUACAUAAUAAAAGUCCCCGAAGAGACGAUGAUGCUUCUGGAGAAUCACAUAAUCAGCGUGCAACAGCUCAGCUUCAGUCCUUUGAAAACCGUAUUUGAGGAUGAGAUCAACGAGUGGGAGUACAAGCUGAAAAUAACCGAGGAAGUUUUGAAUUUGUGGCUGGAAGUACAAAGGCGGUGGAUGUACCUAGAGCCAAUAUUUACGUCAGAAGACAUUAGUACGCAGCUGCCAGCGGAAACAAGAAAAUACAACGCCAUGGAACGGAAUUGGAGGCGAAUUAUGAAGAACGCCCACGAGCAUCCGUAUAUCAUCAGGACGUGUCCCGAUAUAAAUCUUCUGGAGAGCCUACAAGAGUGUCAGAGCCUGUUGGAAGUGGUGCACAAAGGUCUAUCAAACUAUUUGGAGGUGAAACGAAGAGCGUUCCCGCGUUUCUACUUCCUCAGCGACGAGGAAUUGCUUGAGAUCCUGGCGCAGGCGAAGAACGUACACGCGGUACAGCCGCAUCUACGCAAGUGUUUCGAGAAUAUACAACAGGUCCGGUUCGAGGAGGACUUGGAGAUCACAAGAAUGUACUCGGCCGAGGGCGAGGAGGUGAUAUUCCGGCCGUCCAUGUAUCCCGAACGUACCGUAGAAUAUUGGCUGAGCGAUCUGGAGAGGGUUAUGCGAAACACCAUACGUGAAAUCAUUCGUGAGGCACUCAGUGUCGUCGAGACCACACCGAGAAAAGAGUGGGUUUAUAUGUGGCCGGGACAGGUGACGCUCUGCUGCGGCCAGACUUAUUGGACCGCGCACGUCGAACAGGGGAUUCGCGGGAACGCUCUUCGAAGUUAUUACAAGGAAAUGCUGGGCCACCUCGAUGGUUUACGAGAAUUGGUGAGGGGCCAGCAAACAGAGAUACAGAGGCUGAUGCUGGAGGCGGUGAUCACAAUCGAGGUGCACGCGAGAGAUGUUACCCACAGGUUGAUCCAAGAACGUGUUUCGAACAUCAACGAUUUCGACUGGAUAUCGCAGUUACGAUAUUACUGGGUGGACGAUACCGAUCUGAAAGUGCGCGCUGUCAACGCCGAAUUUCCGUACGGGUACGAGUACCUGGGAAAUACCGGCCGACUCGUCAUUACUCCGCUGACCGAUCGAUGCUACCUGACACUGACCGGGGCGCUCCAUUUGAAAUUCGGCGGGGCGCCCGCCGGCCCGGCCGGAACCGGAAAAACGGAAACCACAAAGGAUCUCGGGAAAGCGUUCGCAAUUCAGUGCGUCGUUUUCAAUUGCUCGGAUCAGCUGGAUUUCAUGUCGAUGGGGAAGUUCUUCAAAGGCCUCGCCAGCUCUGGCGCGUGGGCGUGCUUCGAUGAAUUCAACCGGAUCGAUAUCGAAGUGUUGUCGGUGAUCGCCCAGCAAAUCAUGACCAUUCAACAAGCACAGCAGAUGCGGGUCGAAACGUUCGUUUUCGAGGGCGAAGAAAUAGUGUUGAAGCCUUCCUGCGCCGUGUUCAUUACCAUGAAUCCCGGUUACGCGGGUCGCACCGAAUUACCCGACAAUCUGAAAGCUCUGUUCCGUCCGGUCGCGAUGAUGGUGCCGGACUACGCGCUGAUCGCUGAAAUUUCACUGUUCUCGUAUGGUUUCACCGAGGCGAAAGCGUUGGCCGCGAAAAUAACGACGACGUUCAAGCUGAGCUCGGAACAGUUGAGCACACAGGAUCACUACGACUUCGGUAUGCGGGCGGUGAAGACGGUGAUUGCGGUUGCGGGAAAUUUGAAAAGGGAACAGAAGGAUCUGAACGAGCAGCAGAUCUGUUUACGUGCGUUGCGGGACGUGAACGUUCCGAAGUUCCUGAAGGACGAUUUAACUUUGUUCAACGGUAUUGUGUCGGACCUGUUCCCGCGCCUCGAGGAGAAACAAGUGGACUACGGGGUCCUGGACGCAGAGAUCCGUGCGGCGAUCGUACGAAUGGGUCUGGAACAAAUCGACGAGUUCGUGAAGAAAGUGAUCCAGCUGUACGAAACGACAGUGGUGCGGCACGGAUUAAUGCUGGUCGGACCAACUGGGUCGGCGAAGACGAAGUGUUAUCAAGUUCUGAAGGAAGCUUGCACGAAGCUGAAAGGGCAACCGCAGCCGAGCGGCAAACCGUUCACCCCAGUAUAUACGUUUGUGUUGAACCCGAAAUCGAUCACGAUGGGCCAGCUGUACGGCGAAUACGAUUUGAAUACGCGCGAAUGGACUGAUGGCAUUUUCUCGACGCUGCUCAGGCACGGAAUAGCUGCGGAUGAUAUCAAUAAACGUUGGUACAUAUUCGACGGGCCGGUGGACGCUCUAUGGAUCGAGAACAUGAACACGGUGUUGGACGACAACAAGAAGCUCUGUUUGACGUCCGGGGAAAUAAUGAAAAUUCUGCCCAGCAUGACGAUGAUGUUCGAGGUGGCCGAUCUGAGGGUCGCCUCGCCAGCCACGGUCUCGAGAUGCGGUAUGGUGUACUUGGAACCGGAGGGACUCGGUCUCGAUCCAAUUAUUAAUUGCUGGCUGAAAUCUCUACCCCGAGUAAGUAAUAUGAGCAGCCACGUGGAGAAAAUUGCCGAACUGACCGGUCACUAUCUGCUUCCGGGACUGAAGUUUCUGCGCAAGGGGCUGCGCGAGAUCGUAAGCACGGUCGAUUGCGGAAUGGUGCAGUCUUACAUAAACAUGAUGAACUUCCGGAUCGGUCCAAUGGCUGGCCGCGAGGGAAAACCACCUCCGCAAGCCGCUUUUCAAGCCCUCAUUCCCGAUUUGCUGUCGCCUUGGACCGCGUUCGCGGCGGUCUGGAGUCUGGGUGCAUCCAGCGAUUACAACAGUCGUCGUAUGUUCAGCGAAUGGAUUCGAAACGUUCAGAAAACACGUCGCCACGCGACACCGUUCCCCGAAGAUGGUUUGGUCUUCGAUUACAGAUUGCACGACGGCGGUUUCACCGAUCUGAUCGAUGGCAACGAGCCAAUUCCGCCCAGAUGGUACAAAUGGCUGGAUGAUAUUCCAUCGAUCGUGAUCACGCCCGAGACCAAGUACGCUGAUAUCGAAGUGCCAACGAUGGAUACCGUGAGAAGCGCGACGUUGAUCGGUUACUUGUUGAUCAACGACUCGAACGUUCUCUGCAUCGGUCCCACCGGGAGUGGAAAAACUCUGACCAUCUCUGGCAAACUGUCGCGAAACAUGCCGAAAAGAUUCAUUUGCGACUUCAUCACGUUCUCCGCUCGGACCACCACGAAUCAGACUCAGGAUCUGAUCGACGAAAAGCUGGGCAAGAGGCGGAAAGAUGUCUACGGACCGCCAUUAUUAAGGAAACAGAUCUUCUUCGUCGACGACCUGAACAUGCCAGCUCUCGACACGUACGGGGCCCAGCCACCGAUCGAAUUACUUCGACAGUUCAUGGAUUUUCAAGGGUGGUACGACAGGAAAGAGAUCGGAUCGUUUCGUCGGAUCGAGGACGUGAAUUUCGUCGGAGCGAUGGGACCACCUGGCGGCGGUCGGAAUCCAGUAACUGCCAGACUAUUGCGACAUUUCCAUUUCAUCGCGUUCCCGGAAAUGGAGGACGACGCCAAGAGAAACAUCUUCGGCACGAUUUUGUACUCGUGGCUCUCCCGUACAGAGAAGUUCGGUGAUACGCUGGACGCGUUCAUAGAAACCACCCUCAAAGUAUUCGCCACGAUAUGCAAGGAAUUGCUACCAACCCCCCACAAGUCCCAUUACACUUUCAAUUUACGAGAUCUCAGCAAGGUGUUCCAAGGGAUGUUGAUGAUGAAUCCAGUGAAAAUUAAGACUCGCGAGAAACUAUUGUUACUCUGGUACCACGAGAAUCUACGAGUGUUCAGCGAUCGUCUAGUAAACGAUACCGAUCGAGAGUGGUUCGAUGAUCUCCUGCGAAGCAUCAUGGGAACAAACUUCGAAUGCGACGCAGGAACAGUGAUCGGUGACGGGGUACUAUUCUACGGUGACUUUUGUGGAACGAGCAGAGAGUACGAGAGAAUCAUCAACACGAAGAAAAUGGAGCGCGUGCUGGAUGAUUUUUUGGAGGAUUACAACGCGUCAACCACGUCCCCCAUGAAACUGGUGCUCUUCCAGGACGCCAUAGAUCAUAUCUGCAGGAUCAAUCGUAUCCUCAGGCAGCCACGCGGGAACGCCCUUCUUCUGGGAAUGGGAGGAUCAGGUCGACAGAGUUUAACAAGGCUGAGCAGUCACAUACAAGACUACUCGUGCUUUCAAAUCGAGCUGAGUGGCGCGUACACGAACAACGAUUGGCGCGACGACAUCAAGAUGUCGAUGAUGAAGGCUGGGAUGCAGAACACGCUGAUAGUCUUCUUAUUCUCGGACACGCAGAUAAAGGAUGAGCGUAUGCUGGAGGAUUUAAACAGCAUUUUAAAUAACGGCGACGUGCCGAAUAUAUACCACGUGGACGAGAUGGAGAGGAUAUACCACUCGAUGCGUGGAUUGGUGCAAGAAGCCGGACUCCAGAUUAAUAGGAGCAAUCUUUUCUCCGCCUACGUCAAAACGGUUCGGAACAAUUUGCAUCUCGUCAUCACAAUGAGUCCCAUCGGCGAGGUUUUCCGCGCCCGGAUCAGACAGUUUCCGGCGUUGGUGAAUUGCUGCACGAUCGAUUGGUUCUGCCCGUGGCCGGAAGCGGCGCUUCAGAGCGUCGCGACGCGAUUUCUAUCCGACAUCAAAGACGAAUCCAUCACCGAGGACGUUCUGCGAUCGAUCGUCAGGAUGUGCCAGUACAUGCACUCCAGCGUGAUCGAGGCGAGCGACGUUUACCUCAAGGAAUUGAAUCGUCACAACUACGUCACGCCGACGUCGUAUCUGGAAUUGCUAUCCGGCUACGGGGAUCUGCUGAGCAAAAAGAAAAACGAGCUACAGUCGGCGGCGAAUCGUCUGUCCACAGGUUUGGACAAACUCGCGAGCGCAGAAGUCGAGGUGAAGGAAAUGCAAGAACAGCUGGCAAAUAUGAAACCAGAGCUAGAAAAAGCAGCUGAGGCGACUGCUAAAAUGAUCGAGAGGAUCACUGUCGAUACCAUCGAGGCGGAGAAAACGAGGCAACAGGCAAAGGAACAGGAAGCUGUCGCCACGAAGAUGAAGCUGGACAACCAGGCGAUCAAGGACGAAGCUGAGGCCGAUUUAAGUGAGGCACGCCCGAUGCUGAUCGCCGCCGAAAAGAGCCUUAAAGCCCUAAACAGGAACGACAUCACCGAGGUGAAAGCGAUGAAACGGCCGCCUGUCGGCGUUCUACUGGUUAUCGAAGCUAUUUGUAUCAUAAACAACGUCAAGCCCAUCAAGGUUCAUGCCGGAAAGUUCGGGAAAGAAACGAAGCUUGAUUAUUGGACGCCCGGCAACCAGAUGCUCGCGGAUCCAGGCCACUUCCUAUACACAAUGGAGAACUACGACAAAGAGAAUCUCACAGAGGAGAUGAUUAACAAAUUGAAAUCCUACAUCGAAGAUCCAAACUUUCAACCGUCCAAGAUACAAUUCGUCUCGAAGGCCUGCCACUCGUUGUGCCUGUGGGUGCACGCGAUGUACAACUACUACUUUGUGAACGAGAAAGUGAAACCGAAGAUGGAGGCGCUUGCGAAGGCCGAGGAGGCGUUGGUGGAGACCGAGAAGGCCUUGUUAGCCGCGGUACAAAGACUGAAAGAAGUCGAGGAGGGUAUCGAAAGCCUGCGAACACUUCUAAGGGAGGAGGAGGAGAGAAAAGCAGAACUGGAGAAGCAAAAGCAGCUUUGCGAGGACCGAAUGGGAAGGGCUGUCAGGCUGAUCGACGGCCUGGCCGGCGAACAGAUACGCUGGAUGUCGACUGUGGCCGACAUAAAUACGUCCUUGAAGAACGCCGUCGGAGAUAUUCUCCUCGCUUCCGGAGCAAUAGCUUACUUGACCCCGUUCACAGACAAAUACCGAGCGAGUCUGUUGACCGCCUGGAAAAAGCUGCUCGGCGAGGGUGUGCCCCACACGCCGGGCAGCGACCCGAUCUCGACGCUUGGCGAUCAGGUGGAGAUAAGAAGAUGGCAGAUCGAGGGCUUGCCGAGGGACACGCUGUCCGUGGAAAACGCAGUCCUCGCGAUGCAUUCGAAGCGUUGGCCGCUUUUCAUCGACCCCCAAGCCCAGGCAAACAAGUGGAUCCGCUCUCUGUACAAGGAACAAGGCAUAUCCGUCGCGAAGAUGACCGACAAGGACGUCCUUCGUGUCCUCGAGUCCUGCGCUCGGUUCGGAAGGGCCUGCCUAUUGGAGAACAUCGGUCUCGAGCUGGAAGCCGGACUGGACCCUAUACUGAUGCGAUCGUUAUUCGAGCACGGUGGCCAGAUGUGUGUGAAAAUCGGGGAGAACAUCGUCCCCUACAACAACGACUUCCGUCUGUUUCUCACCACGAGGUUGUCGAAUCCCCAUUACACACCGGAAACUGCGGUGAAAAUCCUGCUGGUGAACUUUGCGCUGACAGCCACUGGUCUGGAGGAUCAGGUGCUGUCUUUGGUCGCCAUUCAAGAGCGACCGGACCUCGAGCAGGCCAGAAACGCCCUAAUCGUGUCGAACGCCGAGAUGAGAAGCGAGCUGCAGGACAUAGAGGACAGAAUACUGUACAGACUGUCGUUAUCAGAGGGUUCUGCCGUCGAUGACAUCGAUUUGAUCCUCACCUUAGAAGCUUCGAAAGUGAAAAGCGAGGAGAUCAAGUUGAAAAUGCAAGAGGCGGAGGUCACACAGGCGGACAUCGAGAUCACCAGAUCGCUGUACAUACCUGUCGCCGUGCGGGGUCAGAUACUUUUCUUCUGUCUCUCCGAUCUACAGCACAUCGACACGAUGUACCAAUACUCGUUGGAAUGGUUCGUCGAGAUAUUCAACAACAGCAUCAAAGCGACGGAAAAAAGCGCGGAUAUCGAGGAACGGGUCGCGGGUAUCAACCGGAAAUUCAUGUUCUCCCUGUUCUCGAACGUCUGCCGCAGCUUAUUCGAAAGGCACAAACUGCAUUUCGCGUUCCUCGUCUGCGCGCGGAUCCGAAUGAAUGAGAAAUUAAUCGAUCCAACCGAAUGGAGACACUUCUUAGCCGGGCCGGAACCGUUCGAAGACAAACCGAAUCCGUCGCCGAAUUGGAUCACGCCGCGUUGCUGGAAAGAGAUCCAGGCACUCGAGAACCUGGAUAACUUCGCGAACUUCGUCGAGUCCUUUGGGAAGUCUCUGAACCACUUCAAACACGUUUUCGACGAUCCGGAGGCGCAUACAGCUCCGUACCCAGAACCAUGGAACUCGAAGCUGGACGACUUUCAAAAGAUGCUGAUACUGAAGUGUCUACGUCCUGACAAAGUGACCAACGCGAUGCAGCUGUACCUCGCCAAGCAUCUGGGCCGUGAGUUCGUCGAGCCACAAACCACGGAAUUAUCGGCGGUUUACAAUGAAUCCUCGCCAACCACACCGAUUGUCUUCAUCCUGUCGAUGGGUACAGAUCCAGCGGCCGAAUUGUACAAGUUCGCGGACAGACUGAAGAUGGGCACGAAAUUGCUCGCCAUCUCACUCGGCCAGGGACAAGGGCCCAGAGCUGAGGCAAUGAUCAGAAUGUCCUCGGAACAGGGCAAUUGGUGUUUCUUCCAGAAUUGCCACUUAGCGCCAAGCUGGAUGCCGGAGCUGGAUACGUUGGUCGAGACAUUGUCUCGAGGGAAGAGCCAUCGUGAUUUCCGGUUAUGGUUGACCUCUGCGCCUUCGCCGGACUUCCCUGUCAGCAUCCUUCAAAACAGCGCGAAAAUGACGAUCGAACCACCGAGAGGCAUAAAGGCGAACAUGUUCCGCGCUUACUUAACCCAAGUGCUCGAAAUGCAAAGUUUCCUGCAAUCUGGCCACCCGAAAGUGUCUCAGUUCAAGUGGCUGGUGUUCUCUCUCGCCUUGUUCCACUCGGCUCUUCUCGAGAGGCGAAAAUUUGGCCCGUUAGGCUUCAAUAUACCGUACGAAUUUACAAACGGCGAUCUAACCAUAUGCGUCUCGCAGCUUCACAUGUUCCUGCUGGAAUACGACACUGUGCCGUUUAAGGUUCUGAUAUACACGGCCGGUCACAUCAACUACGGCGGACGAAUUACCGACGAUUGGGAUCGUCGAUGCGUUCUGACCAUCUUGGAGGAUUAUUACAAACCCCAGAUUCUCUCGUCGUCGUACACGUUCGACGAAGAAGGACGCUAUCAUCAGUUACCGGAAACGGCAACGUUCGAGGAAUACAUCGAAUACAUAAAGACGUUGCCGUUGAACGACGAACCAGCGAUUUUUGGAAUGCACCCGAACGCCGACAUAAGCUGUGCUCAAGCGGAAACAUACUCCUGUCUCGAGACGCUUCUUGCUCUUCAGCCGCGAGAAGUCGGAGCCGCGGCGGCCAGUACCGAAGAGGUUACGAACCAAUUAGCCGUGGAUAUGCUAUCGGAUAUGCCAGAGACCUUCAACUUAGCCGCAUUACAAGCUAGGUAUCCUGUCUUGUACGAGGAGUCGUUCAACACCGUGUUGCUGCAAGAAGCCAUACGUUAUAACGGGCUGUUGGUGGUGGUAAAAAGCACAUUGGUGGACCUCUUGAAAGCUUUGAAGGGGCUGGUGGUGAUGUCCGAGCAAUUGGAAACAGUGGCGAACAGUUUGUACAACAACAGGAUACCGAAAGUUUGGCAGGACAAGGGCUAUCCGUCGUUAAAACCACUCGGUGCUUGGUUUCUCGAUCUAAAGGAUCGAAUCGCGUUCUUGAGAUCGUGGGAGGCACGAGGUAUACCGGCAGCCUUCUGGAUUUCCGGUUUUUACUUUCCGCAAGCUUUCUUGACCGGCACCCUGCAGAAUUUCGCGCGCAAACAUGUUGUCUCUAUCGAUACGAUUGACUUCAGUUUUCAGGUAUUAAGUGAAAUGCCAAACCGUAGACCAGUGGACGGUUGCGCUAUCUAUGGCCUAUUCCUUGAAGGAUGUCGAUGGAACAAGGACCACUUGGACGAGUCCCUUCCGAAGGAGUUAUACACCAACAUGCCUCCAAUCCUACUGUUGCCGGAGGUGAAUCAUCGGAAGCCUAGCGGAAUUUAUUCCUGCCCUGUUUACAAAACAAUCAGCAGGGCUGGAACAUUGAGCACAACAGGACACUCGACCAAUUUUGUCCUGGCAAUGGAAAUACUCAGUAAAAAACCUGAAGCCCAUUGGAUCAAAAGAGGUGUAGCCAUGAUAUGUGCUCUAGACUAUUAG